Molecule: messenger RNA, 351 nt
Organism: Parnassius apollo (apollo)
Lineage: Eukaryota; Metazoa; Arthropoda; Insecta; Lepidoptera; Papilionidae
Source: the annotation of a GenBank genome assembly
AUGCUUCAGGUCAGGCAAUACCAGGCCAAAGAUUGUGCGCACCGUCAGGAUGGCGUUUUCAAAUGGACAAAUGUUAGUUUUUCCCAGCCGGAUAUAAUGCAAAAACUGACGGAGCGCAUAGACGACCUGAAGCAAAGAAUCGCUGCUUGGGGAAAGCGGAUUCGGCGAUAUACCGAGAGGUCGACACGGUUCAAACAGAAUCGUCUCUUCCAGAGUGAUCAGAAGAGGCUCUAUAAAUCAUUGGAGCGACCAAUGGUAAGUGGAACGGACCCAGAACCAAAUCAGGCCGACACGGUCGCAUUUUGGCGCAACCUGUGGUCAGAGCUCGUAAACCACAACGAGGGCCCUUGA